UGUGGAGGGAAAAACAUUCGGUUUACAGUGAUGAACAACCUGCUGCCAUCAACCGUCAAGCUGCAUGAGAAGUAUGACAUGAAAGGCAGCACUUACAAGCGUAAGGCUUCCAAACAUGAACGCUCCAAGAGUUGCCCAACACUGAAGGAUCUAGACUUUAUGGAGAACCAUCCAGAGGGGCUGUUGCUGGAGAAGGAAACAUACGACGCACUGAUUAAAACAUUACAGCGGGACUGUCGGGUGUUGGAAAGUUUCAAGAUCAUGGACUACAGUUUACUAAUUGGCAUUUAUAACUUGGACCUGGUCAAGAAGGAGAGAAUGUCACAGAACGCCACCAGUGAAAUGUCUGGAGGCAACGAUACUGGAGGACCACAUACAGUUGACGGACAUCCUCCAAGUAAAUGGGCCUUUUCAAGUCACCACACAAGUUUACAACGUGGCAAAUCAUUCAAAACCAGAAUCGGCCAGUAUUCCACACCCAUGGAAUCCAUUCAGGGAAAUGCUGAAUUGCCGGAAGAUCUGAUGGACGAUGCUGAUGUCCCUCCUGGAGGUAUUCCAGCUCGAAAUGCCAAGGGGGAGAGACUGCUGCUGUAUCUGGGUAUCAUUGACAUCCUGCAGUCAUUUCGGCUGAAGAAACGUUUGGAGCAUACGGUCAAGUCCAUGGUCAUUGAUGGGGACACUAUAUCAGUUCACCGACCCAGCUAUUAUGCUCAGCGGUUCCUCCAGUACCAUGCUCAACGGGUGUUUAAGAAGACGUCAACAGGUUUGAAGCACUCUCCCUCUAAGAAGAAGUCGAUAGCCAGUAAAAUCAGAAGCCAGCCUCCCAUACAAGAGCAACAAGAGGGGGGCAGCAGCAGCAGUACUACACACAAGACUGAAAGGACUGGCCGAACCAUUAGCUUCUCUGAUGAAACACCUGUUGUAGGUUCUGGAGCUGUGGGUGGAAGACCAGACCUCCUUCCAGAAUAUUCCUCGGCACCAGUAGGGAGUUCCCACAGUUCUCCUUCCACGCAGUCACCUGCACACAGCGUGGAUGGAGGUGCCAGACAGCAGAAAAGAUCUGAAGCUUUUAACAUGACCACCUACUCCAGUGAGGAUGCACUUUCAGCUGGAACAGCCUCCACCGUCUCUCUACGAGGUGUUGGCGUCAACUCUGCCACCGGAGCUUUUCGAGGUCCAUCCCCUCCUUUGAGUUUGUCUGAAUCCACCCCCACACACACGGAUUUUACUGAAGGCACGCCCAGUUUCACCAACUCUAGCCCCAGUUGCUGCAGUGAUGUGAUGGCUUAUUGCACAUCAGCUGAAACCGGUUUGAUGCACACACACACACGUGCACACAACAAACUAGCUUAUUGCACAUCAGCUGAAACCGGUUUGAUGCACACACACACACACGUGCACACAAACAACUAUACCCAUCUUUCAGUUAGUAAGAAAAUCACACACAAACCCUUUUUUCGCUUGAUCAGUGUUGUGUUGUACUAA
Messenger RNA from Candidula unifasciata, 1485 nucleotides. The record is from the annotation of a GenBank genome assembly. NCBI's taxonomy places the organism in Eukaryota, Metazoa, Mollusca, Gastropoda, Stylommatophora, Geomitridae.